This is a messenger RNA of Scleropages formosus (Asian bonytongue), 3125 nucleotides long. RefSeq names its product FIG4 phosphoinositide 5-phosphatase a (gene fig4a). NCBI's taxonomy places the organism in Eukaryota, Metazoa, Chordata, Actinopteri, Osteoglossiformes, Osteoglossidae. The coding region runs from base 346 to 3066 and encodes 906 amino acids. The transcript is spliced from 23 exons. Gene Ontology annotation, biological process: phosphatidylinositol dephosphorylation. Gene Ontology annotation, molecular function: phosphatidylinositol-3,5-bisphosphate 5-phosphatase activity. The record is from RefSeq and is a predicted model, not a curated record. Gene Ontology annotation, cellular component: intracellular membrane-bounded organelle.
UCACCUGGCCGGAAGUGGCCGCGCGCUGUCAGGAAUACUGAGGGAACCGCUAGUUGUUCCGCGAUUAUGACACAGUGACGGGGGAGGGCAGUUAGUCAGGUUACCAAGCGUUGUAUUCCGUCGUUCGCUCGGUAUUUUCGACACAGCUUUGUAGGUGUUAUGAGACGUUUGGUUUCCCAGUUCAUUGGCUCGAAGAAGCGGGCAGUUCCGAGCCGGGACGCGCCUCAUGCUCCUCAGGCUCCUCCACUCUCAGUCUCAGUGACACUGUGACGGACGCGACCGCAGGACCGCAGUGCGACUGCGGCUCUUUCUCUCUUCGCAGGGACCAAGGGCUCCAUCAUCAUCAUGCCCUCGUCUGCAGCAAUUACCAGCGGAGUGCAGAGACUCGUGCUGUACGAAACCCGAGCUAGGUAUUUUCUUGUCGGGAGUAAUGAGGCACAGACCAAACACCGGGUUUUGAAAAUUGAUCGCACAGAACCUAAAGACUUGGUGAUUAUUGAUGAUAAGCAUGUUUACAGUCAGCAGGAGCUGCGCGACUUGCUGGAUCGCCUUGAUCUGGGGAAUCGCACCAAAAUGGGCCAGAAGGGGUCCUCGGGUUUCAACAGAGCCGUUUCUGCCUUUGGCAUUGUGGGCUUUGUCCGCUUUCUGGAGGGCUACUACAUCAUCCUGAUCACUAAACGGAGGAAGACAGCGGACAUUGGGGGCCACUCCAUUUACAAGAUCGAAGACACAAACAUGAUCUACAUUCCUAACGACUCUGUGCGGGUUGCCCACCCGGACGAGGCCAGAUAUGUAAGAAUUUUCCAGAACGUGGAUUUGUCCAGCAACUUUUAUUUCAGCUAUAACUACGACCUGAGUCACUCCCUGCAGUUCAACUUAACUCUCUUGAGGAACACGUGUGACCUGGGCAAGACGGAGGACGUCCUUCCUCAGAGCCGCCAGGAUAGCUUUGACAUCUUUGAGGAUGAGGGCCUGCCCACGCAGGUUGUUCUCGGGGUCAGGAGUGAGCCUUACGCCAAGUAUGUGUGGAACAGCAAGCUGCUGGAGAAGGUCCAGGACACUCUCCACCCUGACUGGCUGAUGUACAUCAUCCACGGCUUCUGCGGACAAUCCAAGCUGCUCAUCUACGGGAGGCCUGUCUACGUCACUUUGAUCGCCAGGAGGUCCUGCCGCUUUGCCGGGACGCGCUUCCUGAAGAGGGGUGCCAACUGCGAGGGGGAUGUGGCCAACGAGGUGGAGACGGAACAGAUCGUCCACGACGCCUCGGUGAUGACCUUCUCGGCGGGGAGCUAUUCCUCAUACGUCCAGGUCCGAGGCUCUGUCCCCCUCUACUGGUCCCAGGACAUCUCCACCAUGAUGCCCAAGCCUCCCAUUCGCUUGGACCAAGCGGAUCCCUAUGCGACCGUGGCAGCACAGCACUUUGACCAAAUGCUGAAGAGGUUCGGCUCACCCAUCAUCAUCCUCAACCUGGUAAAGAAACGGGAGAAGCGAAAACAUGAAAAAAUCCUAAGCGAGGAGCUCUUCCCUGCUGUGACCAACCUGAACCAGUUCCUGCCUCCAGACCAUUGCAUCGAAUACAUCGCCUGGGACAUGGCACGGUACACCAAGAGCAAACUGUGCAACGUACUGGACCGCCUGGGCCUGAUAGCAGAGAGCGUAGUCAGGAGAACUGGGUUCUUCAUGAACCGCCCAGACCUCCACUGCCACACCCUGCGGCCCGAUGAGAGGUGGGGUGAUCUCGGAGGACACGUCACCGCCUAUGGGCGCAUGCAGACGGGUGUUCUGCGCACCAACUGCGUGGACUGCCUGGACCGCACCAACACAGCCCAGUUCAUGGUGGGGAAAUGUGCACUGGCCUACCAGCUAUAUGCCCUGGGCAUGGUGGACAAGCCGAGGCUGCAGUUUGACACCGACUGUGUCAGGCUCUUUGAAGAGCUCUAUGAGGACCACGGGGACACACUCUCCUUGCAGUAUGGCGGCUCCCAGCUCGUCCACCGGGUCAAGACGUAUCGCAAGAUUGCCCCCUGGACCCAACACUCCAAGGACAUCAUGCAGACCCUUUCCCGUUACUACAGUAACGCCUUUUCCGAUGCGGAUCGGCAGGAUGCCAUCAAUUUGUUCCUACAGGUGUUCCAGCCCUCCGAGUCCAAGCCUCACCUGUGGGAGCUGCCCACGGAUUUCUACCUGCACCAGAAGAACACGAUGGUGCUGCCACAGGACCGCAGGAGUUACACGUUUUGGUGGUCAGAUGGAAUACUCUCUUACCUGCCUCUACCCUAUGAUGAAGUUCUGUGCGAGGAGAACAUGAAGCAUGUGAGCCUAAAGAGGCUGGACCGUUACAAUGAGAGCAUCGACAUCUACACAGAGUUCUUCAAGCCCUUCGAGUUGACCUGCUUUGAUGACACAUACUGCGUCACCAUGACUAACUCUGCGAGGGACUUCAUGCCGAAGACCGUGGGAGUCGACCCAAGUCCAUUCACUGUCCGUAAGCCAGAAGAGACCGGCAAGUCUGUGCUGGGUAGUAAGAGCAGCCGAGAUGAGGCGGUACUCCAGCGUAAGACGGCGGCCAGCGCCCCUCCGCCCCACAGCGAGGAGGCCGUGUCCAGCAGCUCCGAGGACGACUCCGAAGACGAACGGGAAGAUGACGGAUCUGUGUCCCAGCGCUCCACCCCCAUCAAGUUGGCCGAACCAGGCGAUGGUGGACGUACCCAGGAGGACUAUCCACGGCAGCCAGCCAGGGAGACCUAUGGACUGAGCCUUUCUGAUUUCCCCGCAGAGGAAGACGUCAUGAUCUAUCAUAGGUUUGCCCAUUUGGGUCAGAAUCAGCACAAAGUGGAGCGGACGAGCCAACUGGCUGGCCCUAAACAGCUGGAGAGUAUCAUCAACCUGUGCCCGGUCUCCUAUUUCUCCCAGGACAGCAUCUAUGAGGUUCAGCCUCCUCGGGUGGACAGGGCAAGUCAGGAAGUGUUUGAGUGCCACAUCCAGACAGGCCUUGGCCUGGGGAGGGCGCUGCACCGGGAGGACCUGCUCACGUACCGCGAGUACAUUAAGAACCGUUACAUGUAGAAGUCAAGAGCUCGCUCAUGGAACGGACUUUGGAGAGGAAGCAGGGCUUGAACAAAGUG